AUGUCCGUUCCGAAGGGAGGCACGCUGAGGAUCCGGGAGGUGUGGGCGGAUAAUCUGGAGGAGGAGUUCGAGAUGAUUCGCGAGAUUGUGGAUGAAUAUCCCUAUGUGGCCAUGGAUACGGAGUUCCCAGGGGUUGUGGUCAGGCCGGUCGGGACGUUUCGCAGCAGCGCGGAGUACCAUUACCAGACCUUGCGCGUGAACGUGGACAUGCUGAAGCUUAUUCAGUUAGGGUUGACGUUCACUAACGAGGAUGGUAUGCUUCCUCAUUUCGGUCAGAACGAGUACUGCGUCUGGCAGUUCAAUUUCCGGGAGUUCAAUCUUAUGGAGGACAUUUACGCGCAGGACUCGAUCGAGCUUCUGAAGCAGAGCGGCAUCGAUUUCAACAUGAACCAGGAGAGAGGGAUUGAUUCAUUCCGUUUCGGCGAGCUUAUGAUUCCGUCAGGCGUUGUCCUCAACGAGAACGUGAACUGGAUAACGUUUCACAGCGGCUACGAUUUCGGGUACCUCCUUAAGGUGCUGACGUGUCAGAACCUUCCGAGCAACGAAGCAGAUUUCUUCAACCUCCUCCGCACAUACUUUCCCACCAUCUACGACAUUAAGUACCUCAUGAAGUUCUGUGAUAAUCUCCAUGGCGGUCUGAAUCGUUUGGCGGAAACCCUAGAGGUGGAGCGGAUUGGUCCUCAGCAUCAAGCCGGGUCGGACAGUUUGUUGACGUCAGCAGCUUUCAGGAAGCUAAGGCAGGACUUUUUCAAAGGCUCUGCUGAGAAAUAUGCUGGUGUGUUGUAUGGUCUUGGAGUUGAUUGUGAGCAGUAA
Messenger RNA from Closterium sp. Yama58-4, 813 nucleotides. The record is from the annotation of a GenBank genome assembly. NCBI's taxonomy places the organism in Eukaryota, Viridiplantae, Streptophyta, Zygnematophyceae, Desmidiales, Closteriaceae.